Molecule: messenger RNA, 3684 nt
Organism: Adelges cooleyi (spruce gall adelgid)
Lineage: Eukaryota; Metazoa; Arthropoda; Insecta; Hemiptera; Adelgidae
Exons: 2
Coding region: 41-3568 (1175 amino acids)
Molecular function (GO): flavin adenine dinucleotide binding; oxidoreductase activity, acting on CH-OH group of donors
Source: RefSeq, a predicted model, not a curated record
CGUGUCCGGUGGUUGUUAUUAAGUGUUGUCAUCUUCAAACAUGACAAUGGCCAAUUUAAUUCGUUCCUUGGUCGUCGUCUGCACAGCUAUCCAGCUAUGCAGUGGAACAUAUUUCUGGUCCAAGCCACGGUGCGGAGGGACUGCAGUGUCUUCAAGUACCACAACUUCGGCUUCCGUUAGGUCUUCGUCGACAAGCAAUUUCUGUACUUUGGACAAGGCGAAACAAAUUGAAUAUCUAAAAUCCCAACUGAGCAAACCCGUUUCCUGUGACGAUGAAGACAGCGCAGAACUAAACGUGGACAGUCGAGAAGAACUGAACGCCAGGGAUCACCAAUCUAUGUUCAAGCUAAAAGCACACAUCAAGGGUCGCGUUUUAAACAAAAUUUACGAGAGGAAUUUGAAAAAGAACGUUGUAAACGCCAAAACCAACAGGCUGUUAAGAUCGGGUGGUUUCAAAGCAAACGUGAGAAACAAGUUCGUUGCAACCCGGUCAUUAAGGGGAGCGCUUAAGACAAAUUACCGACAGACCAGCAGUGUUAUAAGCACCAGUAACAUAGUUGGCGUUGCCGGUAUGUUCCUGAAUUUGCCUCAAGGAUACGUGGCAAAAACAACGACCACAACGGUUACCAACUUGAUACCCGAGACCCGGGCUUACCGUUUAGGACUUAUAAGCACUACGUCGGUCAACUCGGGCACUGGGACAUAUUUAACCGGCGAUGGUGACGGCAGUUCUGACGGUAACGUGGACAUUAGCUCGGCCAACGCCUUAAGAUCUACCGUUAACGGUGGUUACGGUAGUACUACCAAUGUCAAAGAUGGACUUACAAUUCACAAUACUAAUGUAAGAAGUGCCCAGUCAAAUGGUAAUUUGUAUACAAGUUCACCAAUAGUGAAAGAUGGUCUCUCGCAACAGCAACAACGAAAACUAGAUAUCAUUAACCGCCGAGCUGUGCGUGGUUCCACAACGCCAGGAAGCACAUAUGUUAACGAUAAGAAACAAGUGGAUAUUCGAAUCCGCAAUGGUCAGUUAAAAAAGCCAGUGCACGACCCGGUUGGCGGAUCUAACAGUAAUGGAGAAGAUAAUUGUGAUGACGGUUCCAAAGAAGAAUGCGAUGACGGCCCCAGCGAAAAAGACGGUUCCGAAGAAAAAUGCAAUGAACAACCCGAGGAGACAUCUAAAGAAUGUGAUGGCGAAGACUCUGAAGACGGUGGAAAGUUACAAAAAGCUGCGUUGAACGUGAGAAGCACUAGCACGAGAAGCAUUUAUAGCGCAAAACCCAAUGUAGUCAGUGCGAAAAUCAAUCAAAACGUUAAGCACACCAGAACGAAGACAACCGGUUUGGGUGGAAAGUCUGGAGAAUGUGACGACGACGACGACGACGACGGUGAGGAUGAAAUAGUAAACGAUGGCGAAAACUAUGGUGUAAGACAUGGACGUGUUGACAUCAACAGCCGGUCUACCAAUACUCAGUUGAAUAUAAAGAAGAACGUCAGCGUUAAGGGAAAAGUAAGCGGCGGAUACGGUGGUAAAUAUGAAUCGGUCCACAAGAAAACCAUGUCGAGCACUCGAGGAUUGGACGAUUACAGCGGCAAAGGCGAUAAUUUGGAACCGCGUGACGACGACAAUAGUGGCGACAGGAGUGGUAGUCGUAGCUGGGAAGACGACGACGAUGAUGACGAUGACGGCGAAUGCGGAGAAGAUAGCGGCGAAGACGCCUCGUCGGUUUACGAAUAUGCCAGCACGUACAAAAAGUACAACUUUGACGUAGGCCUGAACCAGGUGAGCAUAAUCGGAGAGGUAUUGACCAAAUUGGACCAACAGAGGUACAUGCUCUUCGACGACUUGGCGUAUCAUCAGGACUGCACCCGGCACGUGCGCAACAUGCAGCAUUUCCACUUCAUCAUUGUCGGAGCCGGCAAGGCCGGUUGCGUGCUGGCCAACAGACUGUCCGAAAACCCCAAAUGGAACGUGUUGCUGAUCGAAGCCGGCGGGCACCCGUUGCCGGCUACACAAAUCCCGUCGUUGUGGCCGCGGGUGCUGAACACCGAGACGGAUUGGCAAUACGAAAUCAACCCGAGCACGGCUACCGGAUACGGGAUUGCCGGCGCCAUGAAAAUCCACAAAGGCAUGGGUCUGGGCGGAGCCAGCAUGACCAGUGCACCGGUGUGGGCGAUAGGCAGCGAACAACUGUACAACGAGCUGGUGAAAAGAGGACUGGCCGAAUGGUCGUACGAGAAAUGCGUGGAAUAUUACAGGAAAAUCGAGAACGUCCGGUUCGACACCGACAAGUACGGCCGCGGCGGAUUGUUGCCCAUUAGCAAAUUCCACUGUACCGAGUGGAGCAUGCUGCAGAAAAUGAUUAUGGCCGGCUUCGUGCACGUGGGUUGCCCCGUGCAGAACGACAUCAACGAGCCGGCGGUCGAAGCGGGAUUCGUGUCGUUGAACGGCGUGUUACGGAACGGCAGGACGUACAACACGGCCAAAGCUUAUCUGACUCCGACGCUGGGCCGAAAGAACCUGCAGGUCAUGCAGCACGCCAGAGUGACGAAGAUCAUAAUGGACUCGCUAAACCUCAGAGCUGUAGGCGUCGAGGUCCGAACGAAAUACGGGCAAAUCCUGAGGGUUGACGCGGACUACGAGGUGCUGGUCGCGGCCGGCACGAUAGGAUCCGCCCAGCUGCUGAUGGUCUCCGGUGUGGGGCCGGAAGAGCACUUGAGAAAAAUGCACGUGCCCGUGGUCAAGGACCUGCCCGUGGGCAAGAACUUCCGUCACACCCCCGUGUUCGCCGGUAUCGUGAUGUCGUUCGACAAACCGCUGAUGCCCGUCCAGAGCCCCGAAGAAAUCGCGUUCAAAUACUUGUCCCGGUACAGCGGACCCCUUUCCAAUCUGAACGGUUUGCAGAUGGCAGCCUACUUGAAGACCGACGUCCAUCUGUCGUACGCCGACGUGGUGGUCCAUCUCAACUACGUGCCGGCAAAAUCCAUGUUGCGCCUCUGCGGUUUGCGGGCCGCCUACGGGUUCAGCGACCGCGUGAUGAACGCUUAUGCCGCGCUGAACGCCGAAAAAGACAUUUCCAUAAUCACGGUGACUUUGGUCAGUCCGCAGAGCAGCGGCCGGAUCAUCUUGAAGGGCUGUGACCCGCUGGAGAAGCCCACGGUGAUCGGCAACACUCUGGGCGACCAACGCGACAUGGACAGUCUGAUGAACGCCAUAAAGAUCAUAACCAAGCUGACCGAAUCCGAGGCCAUGCAGCUGGCGGGCAGCAAAUUGGAAAAAUUGGAACUCGAAGGUUGUGCCGUGUACGAAUUCAACUCGGACGACUACUGGAAGUGCGCGGUGAAAUACUUGGUCUCGUCCACUUCCAGCACGUCUGGAUCUUGUAGCAUGGGCUUGGAGACCGAUUGCACGGCCGUCGUCGACAGCAACUUGAAGGUGAUCGGCAUGAGCAACUUGCGAGUGGUCGGUCAAUCGGUUUUGCCGUUGUCGAUCAACGGCUACAGUCAAGCCGCGUCCGUAAUGAUCGCCGAAAGGGCUGCUGACAUCAUUAAAACUACAUACACUUCAUAAAAAUUGAUUUCUCAAAAAAAAAUAUAUAAAAAAUAAACGUCUAUGAACUGGUUUUUCGAAAAAUUAAUUGUACAAUUCUUGAAUACAGAAAAUAUUAUAAUUUAGCGGCAUUACAA